Geodia barretti is the source of this 643-nucleotide messenger RNA. NCBI's taxonomy places the organism in Eukaryota, Metazoa, Porifera, Demospongiae, Tetractinellida, Geodiidae. The record is from the annotation of a GenBank genome assembly.
CAAGACACGGAUGACCGGCACAGCAACCACCAUAAGCAAGUUAUAGGCACGAACACAGAGCUAGGUUAAGGAUGUGAUGAUCAUGGGUAUAACAGGAAGCGAUAUAUUCUGCAGUCACGAUAUCGGUUAUAGUCUAGUCCUUGUUAUACAUUGCCCGCCUUUUGUGCAUACGUCUACAGGGGAAAAAAGAGCGUUCUCCAAGGCAUCACAUUCAAAGCUGUGUUGGGGACCGUCGGCCUGGUUACAGAGACCCAGUCAAAGAACGAGCGGUUAAGGUUUACACAGUGAAUCUAGAAAGCAAGUGUUUACUAGUUCAGAAUGUACACGCGCUUGGUGUUACUAAAGAAUUAUUGGAACUCUUCUGUUUAUAUGGAGAAAUAACCGACACAAAGUGAUGUAUAUGUGGAACUACUAGCCUUGCUGGCACCUUUGAUCAGCGUGCAAACUGGGGAUGGUAUAAAAGAAGGGAGCCAAGACGAGACAGGAAUAAACUUUUGUGUGUGAUACAGUGAUACGAUUGAUCACGGUAGGGCGUAGUGUAUAAGGAUGGGCAUGGUACCUAGCAUCAUAGAUGUAUGGGGCUUUGAUAGGGAGUUGGUUCACCUUCUUCUUCUUCAAGACGAAAGGCUCAAAAAUGAAAUGA